Aureobasidium melanogenum CBS 110374 is the source of this 1662-nucleotide messenger RNA. RefSeq lists its product as uncharacterized. The record is from RefSeq and is a predicted model, not a curated record. Lineage: Eukaryota; Fungi; Ascomycota; Dothideomycetes; Dothideales; Saccotheciaceae. The coding region runs from base 1 to 1662 and encodes 553 amino acids. The transcript is spliced from 5 exons.
AUGAAUACCAAGCGGCUUAUUGCGUUCGCUAAUGAUGCUGGACAGGCCGCUGCGCUUGUAGCGAAGUCGUCUUGGGAACGCGCUGUGACUGCAUGGCUAUAUGUACCUUUAGGCUUGACCUGUAUCCUCGCGGUCUGCUUCGGCGUACAUUCUCUGAUAUCGCUCAGUUCUGUCUCAUUCCCAGCUUCUGUAGCAUGUAUGAUUGGUCUGUUCGUUAUAUUGGUCUUGCUCCAGGGUAUACUUGGUGACCGCCAGACCAAGCGAAUAGUCAACUUGAUUGAGAUUCCAUGUGGCUUUGCUCUACGAUAUAUCAAUAUCUUCUUCUGUCCAGCGUUCGUGACCUUGCCUCUAAGUCCUUCUAUUAGCGGCGUCGAGGUUGCAAAGAUCAUAGCUGUCUUCAUCAUCGGCUAUGUUGCGGUUUUUGCUUUCACGGCAUAUAUGGUCCGAGGCCUCCAGCUCGUUCUCGGCACAUCCAAGCGUGCAAUGACAGAGAGAGCUGAAGAACUCGGACGUCAAGAUGAUAAUAUCCCACUCACACAGACGAGACAAGCCUCGACUGCCAGUGAGGUGCCUACUGUGCCAACGCUUUCGGCUCAGGCUGACUUGGGAGAGUCGUCGACGCCCUCUUCGCCAAACGAAAUUGCCGAUAUCCAAGCACCCUCCAAAGCCAUGAAUCCCGAUGCUGUGAUCGGCACUGGUGGACCGCCUGUAGCUGUGAACGCUACGACCUCCUCAAUGGUUGCCACUCCUCUUCGCCACGAUGCUGCACCUUUGACCCGUCCUCAACGCUGGGCUGCCUUUGUCACUCUGAACUUUGACAUGCUGACAUAUGGUGCCUUGUUCCUUUUUAUAGGCCUGCCAAUCUACUACGGAGUUGGCUAUGCAAUGCCUGUACAACUUUCCCUCAAUGUCAUCUUCUACUUCGCUGCUCUACGUCUGCCACCUAAGUACAAGACAUAUUUGCACCCUGUCUUGGUCUCCUCAGCUUUCACUAUCCUUGGCAUCUGGGUACUUGCAUUGAUUCGACAUGACAGCCUCGACGAUGGAUUGCAUGCAUACACGACGAACACAAAGUAUACACAGCUUUGGGAUAACGACCAAGGACUGAAGCCUCCAGGGGCGGGAGACAUGUUCGGCAGCGUUCUCGAUGUCAGCAUCGUAGCAUUAAGCCUACCCAUGUACCGAUACCGAAACGAGCUCAAGGCGCGAUUCAUGACCAUCAUUGUUCCCAAUGUAAUCGUCUCUAUCGGAUCGCUGUUCGCGUAUCCGACAUUUUGUUACCACAUUGGCAUCUCUGCACCACGUAGUCUUGCAUUCGCAUCUCGAAGCUUGACACUUGCUUUGGCGACGCCGGCUACCAAGAAUCUGGGCGGUGACCCAUUUACCAUUGCGCCAUUGUGCAUUUUCAGUGGCAUUGCGGGUGUCAUCGUGGGUCCGAUUGGUCUGGACCUACUCAGAAUCCCCAAAGAUGAUUAUAUCACGCGUGGUAUCACAUUAGGCGCCAAUUCAUCUGCUGUAGCGACUGCACUACUUCUGACUACCGAUCCUCGAGCGGCUGCUUUCUCAAGUCUUAGCAUGGGGCUUCUGGGCACAAUUACUGUCGCUCUUACCAGUGUACCGCCACUCGUUCACAUCAUUCGUAGUCUGGUAGGUAUAAAUUAG